Molecule: messenger RNA, 12268 nt
Organism: Rhopilema esculentum
Lineage: Eukaryota; Metazoa; Cnidaria; Scyphozoa; Rhizostomeae; Rhizostomatidae
Source: RefSeq, a predicted model, not a curated record
UUUCCUUAUUUACCGCCCUUAUUCUACUGCCUCGUUUGAUCUUUGGUCAUCAGCGUUGUUGGAUGGAAAUUUGUAAGAUUUACUGGAAAGAAAUCUUAAAAGAGUAAUCUAUAGCCAAGGCAGAGGCAUGCUACUGGUUUAUGUAAAAAGUCGACUGAUAGUAAGAACUCAACGUGCGUAAAUCCACAUACAUACUUUGGAAUACUAAAGUUUUUACCAACUUGGAUGAUGUUAGAGCAACACAUGCAAAUGAAGUAUUAAGUGCAAAAAAAUCAAAAUAUUCUAUGGACCUGUAACCAGUGCUAUAAAGGCCAGCUGGUUACAAUUUCUCUACAUUCGCAGCCAACAUGAAACUGGAUAAGCAGCUGCUAAUUCCAUUUGGAACGAACAACAUAAAAAUGAUAUUUGAGUAUUAUAGGGAGGCUGUAUCAUUAUUGGUUUUCGCGCUGUUACGCGUUUCUAUGAAGGACAUUGCCUCGUGGGUAUUAAUAUUGCUGUCGUUUACCCUUUUACCAACACCAAUAUCUUCACAAACUUUAAACGCAACAAACUGCAGCCUGGUAUGUCCUAAUUCAAGGCUUGUUGCAUGCAAACCUCAUGGUCUGCCAGUAUUAGUGAACCUGGGUGUCAGCGAUCGAGAGGUUUGUCAUCGGCACAAAGACUGUUAUGGUGGGUCAUCCGAACAACCUGUUCCAGUGCAGCAAAGACCAAUUAAUAUUUUGCUAGGCCAAUCUGUAACCUUAAAACUUGAUCAAAUGCUAGCAACCAUGUCGCGUGUUUACUGGCAGUUGUAUAAUGUCUCUUCGAGGCAGUUUACAAGUUGUGACGUUUCGAGAAAUUCAAGCAAAUUAAUCGCCAAUAUUACACAGACUGGAUCAGUGGUGUUCAAUUCAACAUUUUAUGGAGUUGGAGUAUUUUAUCUAGCAGGGGAAGCAAACAACAUUCUGACAUGCAGUCUUGGUUUACGAAUAAAAAUCAUUGUGAAAGCACACAAUUGCCCAUUUGUCGGGGGCUCAGUUUGUGCUGGCAGCGGAAUUUGUAUUGCAAAUGCUAAUGACACCAUGGCAAAGUGCACAUGUUGUCCUGGAUAUAACGGUACUGACUGUGGAGAGUACAAUGGUUGCUUUUCGAACCCUUGCUUCAAUGCAGGAAACUGCUCUGAUGUAACAGCGGGGUUAAAACGCAACUUUACUUGCAGCUGCAGCCCAUUUUUUACCGGAAAGCGCUGCGAGUCGAGGGUUGAUUACUGCGAGCCAAUGCCUUGUUUAAAUAAUGCGACGUGUAAUAAUCUGGUGUUGGAAAAAAAUUAUUCUUGCAACUGUCCGGCUGGUUUCACGGGAAGGAACUGCGAAAUAAACAUUGAUGACUGCAUUAACAAUAACUGCACGAGAAAUUCAACUUGUAUAGACUUAGUAAAUGGGUACAGGUGUAAGUGCAAUGGAAACUGGACAGGCAACUUUUGUGAAAUAGAUGUCAACGAAUGUAAUACUAAACCUUGUCGAAAUAAUGCAACAUGUAUUAACACACCAGGAAGUUUUAGUUGUUUGUGCCCAGUGAAUGUCACAGGAUUGUUUUGCGAAACAGAUCUGUAUGACAAUUGUGCGUCUAACCCAUGCCUCAAUAAAGGUGUAUGUACGGACCUUGUUGGAGGCUACAGUUGCAGAUGUGCUCAGGGCUAUACUGGAUCAAGGUGCCAAAGUGACGUCAAUGAAUGUUUGAGUAACCCAUGCUCUGCUGAAGGGUCCUCGCGUUGCGUUAAUUCACCUGGUAACUUUUUAUGCGUCUGUCUCACUGAAUAUACAGGGAAGCUCUGUGAAAAUCUAGUCAACAGAUGUGUACCAAGUCCUUGCUUACAUGGAGGACUUUGUGUCAAUAUAUUUGGCGGCUAUACUUGUGUAUGUCCAGCUGGAUAUCAAGGAAAGAAUUGCGAAGAUAUUUUAAACAAGUGCCAUUACAAGCCCUGUAAAAACAACGCAACCUGCGAGCAGACAGGAGACUUUCUCUCGAAUUAUACGUGUCAUUGUCUGCCUGGUUGGACUGGACGAAAUUGCACUGAUGAUUACAACGAGUGUUUGUCAAGCCCCUGCCUUAAUGGCGGCAGAUGUAUCAAUAAAUUCAACAGCUUUGAAUGUGUAUGUGACGUUGGAUGGUAUGGGACACAAUGUCAAAUCAAUUACAAUGCUUGUCAAGUAUCGCCUUGCAAAAACAAUGCUACUUGUACUGAUCUGCCUACAGGUCUUGAUUACUCUUGCACUUGUGUUUCUGGAUUUACUGGCCAGAACUGUUCUAUUAACGUAGAUGACUGUGUUCGUUUAAGAGCAAACUGUAACAACGGAGUAUGUGUGGAUCAAGUUGGUAGUUAUUACUGUAACUGUAGCAAAGGGUGGUAUGGUAAGAGCUGCGAUACAGACAGGGAUAUGUGUGCAAGUAGGCCAUGUCUUAACAGUGCAGUUUGUGAAAACAAAAACACAACUCUAGGCUACGAUUGCCAUUGUGGAAGCGGCUGGACAGGUGUAAACUGCGAAACAAAUGUUAAUGAUUGCAUUUCCAACCCAUGUAUGAAUGGUGCUACUUGUAAUGAUUAUCUUAAUUAUUAUAACUGCAGUUGUUUACAGGGAUAUACAGGACGACAUUGUGAAACAGAGAUAAAUGAAUGUCAAUCGCAGCCAUGCCGAAAUAAUGCUACAUGUGUCAACGAAAUAGGCCGUUUCACCUGUAACUGUCUGCCUGGAUACACUGGCCAUAGAUGUGAAACCAACACAAAUGAAUGUGCCUCGAAUCCAUGUUUUAAUAAUGCAACUUGUAUUGACGAGAUAAAUGCCUAUACAUGUAGAUGUAAAGGAGGCUAUCUUGGGUUUCAUUGCGAAAUUCCUAAAUGCAGAACAAACCCUUGCCGCCAUGGUGCAACGUGUGUCCAGAUGCCAGAAAGAUACAGUUGCCAGUGCUUGCCAGGGUACACAGGACAAAAUUGCGAAAAAGAAAUCAAUGAAUGCAGUUCAAAUCCAUGUCAAAACAAUGCUACUUGUUUGGAUCAGAUCAAUAGGUUUCAGUGUAACUGCGCUAGUGGUUUUACUGGCACAGCUUGUGAAACCCACCUUUGUGAUACAAAUGUAUGCAAAAACGGAGCUUCUUGCCAAAGGACACCUGAGGGAUAUACUUGCUCAUGUCUGAAUGGCUUUACUGGACAAGCAUGUAGCCAAAAUAUAAAUGAAUGUCUCUCAAAUCCAUGCAGUGAAAAUGGAACAUUAAACUGUACAGAUCUUGUAGGUGGCUAUCGCUGCUAUUGCAAAGCAGGUUUUCUUGGCACGAGAUGUGAGAACCACACGUGUGAUGUUUUAAAGCCUUGUAGAAAUGGAGCGGUAUGCUUGCGUCUGCCUGGAGGUUAUCAGUGUGUUUGCCGACCAGGUUUCACUGGUGCUGAUUGCCAAGUCAAUAUAAACGAGUGCGCUUCAAGUCCUUGUUUACAUGGGACCUGUAUAGACUCAGUUAAUGGCUAUCUGUGCAACUGCUCCUCGAUGUAUACAGGUGUACGGUGUGAAACGAACAUGGAUUCCUGUGUAAGCAGCCCUUGUUUGAACAAUGCUACAUGUACGAGCAACUUAACUACUUUGUCAUACACAUGUAGCUGUCCAGGGGGAUAUACUGGCCAUCGAUGUGAAAAUCAUUUAUGUGAUGCCAUAAUGCCAUGCAGAAAUAACGCGACAUGUCUGAAAUUGCCCAAUAACUACUCUUGUCUUUGUCCCAGUGGUUUCACGGGAAAUCAAUGUGAAAAUGAUAUAAACGAAUGCAACUCAUCUCCUUGCUUGAAUAAGGGAUCCUGUUUGAAUAAGCAAGGCUCAUUUGCUUGCAUUUGCCCAAGGAAUUUUACUGGACCUCGCUGCGAAACAUUUGUUGAUUACUGCUCUCCUAAUCCUUGCAACAAUGGCUCGUGUCGCAAUAACUACACAGCACAAACAUACAACUGCUCAUGUCCACCAGCUUUCUUGGGAAAGCAAUGUCAGAUUCAUAUCUGCGAUAUUCAAGACCCAUGUAAAAAUGGCGCUACUUGUAUUAGGGCAUUGGACAGGCCUAUCUGCAAUUGUCAGCCUGGAUUCUCAGGGCCUAACUGCUCAGUUAAUAUAAACGAAUGUGCCUCAGAUCCUUGUUUGAAUAAUGGAACGUGUUCGGAUUUAACAAACAGUUUUAUCUGCAGCUGUUCCUCAAGAUAUACUGGUGCCCUGUGUGAAACGGCAGUGAAUUUUUGUAGCCCAAAUCCAUGCAGAAAUUCAGGCAGUUGUCAAAAUGAUUGGGGAAAUGGUACCUAUCGAUGUAUAUGUCAGCCCAACACAAGUGGGCGUAAUUGCGAAAGUGUUCUUGGGCCGUGCUUUUCAAGUCCCUGUCUUAACAAUGGCAAGUGUAACGAGCUGUCUAGUGGUACUUUCAAUUGCUCAUGUCCGUUUGGUUUUAAUGGGACUAGAUGUGAAAGUCUUGCUUGCCCAUGUCAGAAUAAUGGAAGGUGUGGCACUUUUGGCACUACAGUGAAAUGCAUUUGUCCAAAUGAUUAUGGUGGCUUGUUCUGUCAAGAUUACUAUGGCGAUUGUCGCAACAACCAGACUCGCAAGUGCAUUGAUGAUACCUUCUGUGUGCUUGGAACAUACGGUUAUACAUGCCAGUGUCCUGGACACUUGUCAGGUGACCCUAGGUGCAAUACAUUAACAACAUGCACCCCCUCACCGUGCCUAAACAAUGCAACAUGCAGACAGAAUGGUUUUUUGUCUCUAGCUUGCAACUGCCCAGCUGGCUAUGCAGGCCAGUUUUGUCAAUUUGACAUCAACGAAUGUGCCUCUACCCCUUGCUUGAAUGGAGGCCAAUGUAGGGAGGUUGGUAUCGGUAGCUUUGCAUGCUAUUGCAAGCAAGGAUAUGUCGGCACUCUUUGUCAGAACAGAUCAGCAAGUCUAUCAUCGUCCUUGUUUGUCUCCCUUGGUUCAACGUUUUAUGUUCCAGCUGCUACAUCGGCAAUAUCCAACAUAAGAAGCGCUACUUUUAUUACAACCAUGGCAAUGUCAUCACAAGUUUCGACUCCAGCUUUCAGUGUAACGCAUUUAAAAAGCAGCUAUUGGAUAUCAACUCAGUCAUCUUUAGUGCCCAGUGCUGACAUCAUGACGAACAGUCAAUCGAACUUUGUCUCGUCACUGCUCACCAGUACAAAAUACCAGAGCUCCAUGACGACCAUAAGCUCAAGUUUGUUAACAUCAGCGAAAAGCAACAGUUUUGUUGUCCAGACGUUGUCAAUGUCAUCUUCUGCUGAGAGACAAUCACUAACCAGUGUUGCAAGAUACUCAACGACAAUAAAGACACCAGUUACAUUUGGUUUAUCAUACUCUAUGUCUAGUUUACAGCAAAGAACAUCGGCAAAAGUCACCUUUUCAGUGGCAAGAAUUUUUUCAAGCACUGUGGCAGCAAAUUCAGUCCGAUCCUUGUCACCAUCAUUGAGUACCAGCAUGGGCCAAACAUCACCACUUGAUCGUUCAGCGUCAAUUCAAACCAGCAUUUAUUUACAAAAUUCAGCAAGCUCAGCUAUCAUGUCAAGAGAUGUUUCAAGUUCUGUUGUGCAAAGGAAUCCAUCAGCAGCUGCAACUACCACGCCGAUCUUGAGCACAUACAUGCAGACUGCAGAGCGUUUUAUGAGUUUUUCGUCGGACUAUGUGAACACAGCCUCAAGCAGCAUGCAGAAUAUCCAAUCAGGCUCACACAGCAUAUCAUCAGUUUAUUUCCCAUCCAGUUACUCAACGCUUAUUCAUUUUACAAGCUCCCCAUACAUUCACUCGCCAGUUAGCACUAGCCCUACAGUGACAACAUCUUUGCCGCUUACAGCAAAAGCAAUUACUACAGUCUUGGGUCGUUUCUCAAUACAGAGUUCUGCUCAGUCAAGCUUGCCAAAUUAUGCAACCAGUUCCACUAGUCUUCGAUUUACUACUUCUGCAGCAAUCUCAUCGCCUUCGCAGGGCCCAUCCUUUCUGGUGUCCACCAGAGGCAGUGUUCCAUCGUUUGUGCUAUCGAGUACUCAGCGGCAAACUGCACAACAAUCCUUGGAAUCCUCGACUUUUAAGGAUACUGCAUCAGGGCCUUCUUCAAGCACAAAAUCAUUGUUUCUUUCUUUAGUAGACAGCAGUUCGUCACAGUUUUCAUCUAGCUUUAUGCGUAUGGCAAACACCUCUACAAGUUUGAAGCAACAAAUCACAUACCCACCCUGGACAUCAUCAGCUUCAACAGGGUUUUCAGUUAUGUUGACCACGCAGUCCAAAUCCUUGAAUUCAUCAGAUAGCAGCUUCACACUGCCACCGUCCAGCUUUUUGCCAAAUACUACCAGCAGAGCUGCAUCCAGCCUACAGCCAAGCAGAACAUUGACAAGUCAUUUUCCAAGCCCCCUAUCCGCACAAAGUCGCAUAAACAGCAGUUACUUAUUGUUACCUUCAAGCUUUUUGUCAAAUACUACCAGCAGAGCUGCAUCCAGCCUACAGCCAAGCAGAACAUUGACAAGUCAUUUUCCAAUCCCCCUAUCCACACAAAGUCGCAUAAACAGCAGUUUCUUAUUGUUAACUUCAAGCUUUUUGUCUAGCACUAUCAUCAGCGCUGCAUCCAGCAUUCAGUCGAGUAAAACAUUGCCGAGCCAUUUUUCAAGUCCUGUGUUUACACAAAGUCGCAUGUUCAGCUCAGUGAAGUUAUCAAGUGUCGGAAUUCACCCAUCACCUAUCAGCACUGUGGACACACGCAUUCUUACCAGUCUAUCACUUAAAGAGCCUCCUUUUUCAAGCUCUGUAGUUCAAACACAGACGCAAUCUGAAAUACAAAGUGACAGUCGCUCAGAUCUUUCAAUUCAGCCGUCCAGUGCAUGGCAAAGCUCAGCGAUGCCUACAUCAACUAUGGUGCGAAACCCUUGCACACCAAACCCUUGCCAGCAAGGUGGAAACUGCACUAGAACGUCGAGUCAGAACUUCAAUUGUACAUGUCCUUUGGGUUACGGUGGCCAAAGAUGCGAAUCACUUGCUUGCCAAUGUAAAAACAACGGCAGAUGUGUCAGGGACAGUGUUUUGUCAAAUUUCAGAUGCAUCUGCAAGGUAGGAUUCAGCGGGGCAUUCUGCCAGACCCGAGUGGCUGACUGUCGGACGGAAAACUGCAGUGGCCACGGAAUAUGCACAGAGCGUUUGCAGGGAUUUGUUUGCGAGUGCUCGGGUGGAUAUUUCGGUAAAAAUUGUCAAAGUUAUUCGAAUAAUUGUGUUCCAAACCCUUGUCAAAAUUCAGGCAUUUGCAGGACAAGGAGCAAUGCAACAGGGGGUGGUUUUGUUUGUCUUUGCCCACAGGGUUACCAAGGAAAGCAGUGUCAGUUUGAUUAUAACGAAUGUGCCACCAACCCUUGCUUGAAUGGUGGCAUAUGUCGCGAAGACAGCUUUAAUACAUAUGCAUGCUAUUGCCCCAGUUGGUCAUUUGGCAGAAACUGUGAAUUUCAACGAUCAUCGGUUUUACCUUUGUCCACUUAUGCACUGACUGGUUCAUCAUUUCUAUCGUUUUCUACUGGUAGUGUUUCGUUCCUGUCUGUAUCUAAGUCAUCCCUGUAUGGGUCUGUGGACUCUUCGCUCGGGCUGUCGUCUACUGUACACAGCACUUACGCAUCAGCAUAUUCUACUGGAACAGCCCUAAAGACUGAAAAGCCCGCAAAUACCCAUUCUGCUAUAACCUCAUCUUCAUCACCCUUGUUUACCAGCGUGUCUUCAUUCAGUAAUACAUUUUCGUCACCACGCCCAACUGUUUCAGUAGCCAUACAAAGUGGCUCGCCUGCACCUACUAUCUCAAAUACUUUAAAAAGCAACAUGACCGCCAUGUUGAGCCAAGCCUCUAAACAAUUCGCGUCAUCAUACAUCGACACAUAUCUCAGCAGUAAACCUACUUCAAAUUUCCCAUCACAAUCAAUGAGUGGAAUUUCGUCAUUGUCAAAAGAACUCCAACCAACAUAUCAAACAGUGACGACAACGAAAAGUGAUUCACCCAUGCCAACGUUUAUGCGAACUGAAACAACGACACUCCCCAGCCCUUCGCAAUUGUCAACAGAAAUUGGAGCCUCUUCAAGUUUCCAAAGAAAUGCAUCUGUAUUCUUUCCUUCGUCACCAGUACCUUCGUCAUUUUCACUAACAUCGUCGUCAAUUCUACCAGGAUCGGUUUUUUCUUCAAUCUCGCCACUGUCUUCGAAAUUAACAGCAACUAGCAUCCUGGGAAGUUCAUCUACGGCCAUCUCGAUGUCAAAGAUUUCCUCCAGUGCUAUCAGUGAUACGACCUUCAUCUCAGCAUCGCCUGUUAAUCCGUCACCUUCUCAAUCAUCGAUGUAUUUGACGUCUUCUGCCAUUCCGACGACUUCUCCACCAAGUAAUAUUACAUGCGCAGACAGGCCGUGCAAUGGAUAUCCGUGUUUUAAUGACGCGAACAACGGGAAUUCAUUUAGAUGUCAGUGUGGUUAUCCCUCUUUCGGACCAAGAUGCAUCGAAGGGAUAACAAUACACUUUCCCUACUUCAAUGGACAUUCUUUUGUCGAAUAUGCACCAAUCCGGUUCAAUGAAGUGGUCAACACAAUCGUGAUGACAUUCAGGACAACCAACAGCAAUGGCGUCUUGCUUUACGCUGGUCAUCAAACGUACAUAGACUUCAUACUAAUAAGGAUUGUCAAUGGAUAUGUUGAGUUCAGGUUUGAUGCAGGCGCUGGUGUUGUAACAAUAACAAGCCAAAGCCGUGUUGACAAUGGGAAUCUGGUUACAAUAAAAGCGAGCCAUGACAGUCGCUAUGGAGCUGGUUCUUUAGCAGUGAACUCUUCCGUUCCAAUAAGCCGUUCAUCAAAUGCAACCUUCAAGAGCAUCGAGCUUUCAACCUCUUGGUUUCUGGGUGGCAUCAACAAAACAUUUCGUCCUGUCAAUUCAUCGGCUGGUCUUCCUUCUUUUAGCAGCCUCGUUGGGUGCAUCCGGGAUCUGCAGGUUAACAGCAAACCAUAUCGAAUUAUUGAUGCUAUAAACUGGUCAAGUAUCUCCGAGUGCGACAUCCCAGCCUGCCAAAGAGGACCAUGUCGCAACAAUGCUACUUGUGUACAAAACAAAGAAGACAUGCAGCGGUACACUUGUCAGUGCGGGGUCGGGUACUUUGGAAAUGACUGUACCGAGAGGGUGGCACAUUGUAAUGGUGACCCAUGCAAUGGUGGUACUUGUGUGUGGACACCGACCGGGCGCAUUUGCCUUUGCCAGUUCGGAAGACACGGCCCAUCCUGCUUGUCAUCAUUGAACAUCACAAACCCAGUAUUUAGUCAAGUAUACAACUACUCUUCGUACAUUCAGUAUCCAUGGCAACAAACCAUGAGGAAUGCCGAUGAACGGUUUGAAAUUCAAAUCCAGUUCAGAGGGAAUCCUAACGACCCAAAUUCUCAUAAAAAUGGACUUCUCGUGUAUGCAGCUCAGAGCUCAAUAGGAGCGACUGGCGAUGAUUUCUUUGCUGUUGGUAUUGUCAGCAAUUAUACAUACAUGAUAUACAACCUUGGCAGUGGUGUGGCGACAGCACGAAGCUUGCAAGUGAUCGAUCCGGCAAGAACUUGGCACUUGGUAGUUGCAGGAAGAAACAAGCGUUCCGGGUAUAUCUAUACCGAUAACCAAACGCCUGUAUACGUGACCAGUCCCGGACUUCUAACCGGGCUGGACGUAUACACGCCGCUUUUUAUCGGUGGCGUACCAGAUCUUUCAAAGCUUCCCAGCAUUGUAAGAGCUUAUUUCCAAUCAGGAUUCGUUGGCACCAUAUCAAAUGCCUAUUUCCGAACCACAGAAUCAAACUUAAAAGCCUUGCUUACCAAUGCAACUGGAAAUGUCACUUCUGCAUCAAACGGAGUUCCAAUUGAGCGUGGUUUGAAUAUUGGUGACGAUUCAGUUAGCGAGUGUGUACCUAACCCGUGCCAGAAUAAUGGAACAUGCUCGCAAAACGGCGGGCAAUUUGUUUGCAACUGUCCAGCAGGUUGGAGUGGAGUUCUUUGUCAAGAUCGAAGAAUUCCUUGUGUCGAUUACAACCCUUGCGCAGCCGGGUCUAUCUGCCAAUCAAAUGCGAAUGGAAUUAGCUGCGACUGCCAGCUUGGUAGAAUUGGCCAAUAUUGUCAUCAACGGAUAAACAUCACACAACCAUUCUUCAAAGCUAAUUCUUUUAUGGCAUUCAAAAGUCCAAAUGUCAAGUAUCUCACAAAGGUUAACCUCAGAUUCAAGCCUGCAAAGCUGAACGGCCUUUUGUUUUACAUUAGUGAGAACACGGACAGCACAAGUGGAGAUUUUUUUACAAUCAGUCUUUGGAAUGGAUAUGUUUACGUUCGAUUCAAUCUCGGUUUGGGCUUGGCAACGAUGCGUUCUCGAAACACGGUCAAAGUUGGACAGUGGCAUGAGCUGUAUGUGGAAAGAAGGCUCAAACAGGCGAUAAUGAGGCUCGAUUCAAACAUGUACAUUGGGGUAAGGGGAUCGGGCUCAUACACACAGCUUAAUGUAGGGUCUGUCAUGUACCUUGGUGGCUUGCCGAGAUUGUCAGCUAUGAAUAUUCAGGCAGUGAAGGAUGUCAAUUCGCAAAGAGAUUUCGAAGGGACAGUUUCCCGGUUUAUUGUAAACGACGUUGUGACAGUUUUCAGUUCCACAAAAGUGGGUAGAAAUAUUGAAGAUGUGCAGCGUACAUGUGUCUUGAAUGAAUGCAAGAACAAUGCUCUUUGUAGCAUAGCAACAGUGAGAUCGCCGCACCCAUACACAUGCAGCUGUACUCUUGGUUGGCAAGGAAGCCUUUGCAAUAGUGCCAUUCCUCGCUACGCAAAAGCAAGGUUCAGUGGAGAUGGGUAUAUCUUCUUUCAAGACAACAUCACAACGCCAUCAACUGAUAAUCACAUAGAAUUCACUGUAAACACUACAUCAGAUGGGCUGAUUCUGUGGUUAGGGGAGCUGCGAAGUAGCAAACGUGACUACUUUUCUGUUGGCAUCAAAAACAGUAGACUCAGGCUUAGCAUCGAUACCGGCAACGGACUGUUUCAGUUUCAUGACGAUAAGAAUAUCUCAGAUGGGCAGCCGCACAAAGUUAUCAUAACGAGAAUAAGCUUCGGGAGCUUCGCUUCAAUUGCCUACAUUCUGAAUGGCUUUACACCCGUGUUAAGGUCAAUGACGUCAUCAGAUCAAGCCUUGGAUACCUCUGGCCAUAUUUACAUUGGUGGCCUGGAUGGUGAUGUUGUCAGCCUUUCUAGGGGCCAAUACAGAACAGGUCUCACUGGCUGCUUAUGGGAUGUGAGGCUGAGAAACGCUCUUGAUCUGAACAAGAAUCAGUAUAAUCGAGGUAUGAACGUAAGGGCCUGCAGUUAGUACACAUCCAGAUUGAGGAAAGUUCUGCUAUCAAGACGAAAGUCAUGUUGAAACUGACUUCACAUUGACAAGAACUGCCUGCUAGCAACACCGCUGGCCGUCUGAUUCAUGUGCCUGGCAAAGGCUUACACAGAGUAUUGGCAAAAGCGUACAUGUCCUCUGUGUAUUAUGCUAUACAUGCCAAAUACGCAUGGGAAGUUUUAAUGCACCGGGGAGAAUGCAGUGAAUGUAUGCACAUCUUUUCUACCUUGGAUUGUCGAGUAAAUCCCUGCAUGUUCUUAGCAAUGGCGGGAGAAAAUGCAAAAUAAAGUGUUAUUUUAAGUUAUCAAUAAAAGUAAAAUAAGUUGUAAAACUAUAGGCUGCUGGAGAUUAGGGAAACUUUACCAAAAUCCGAAAAAGUGUCAGAUAAGUAGCUGAAUGGUUGCAUUUUUAAAAUCUAACACAGAAAGAGAGGCUUUUCAUGUGACAGAAUGUACUUGAUUUUGCAGACCUUUCAUAGUUCUUGAAGUUAUUUCGAGAAAAGGCACAAAGCGAAUAAAAACUCAUAUUUUGUUGCCUCGUUGAUUCUUAUAUCUACUUUUUUCAAACGCCUGAACAAAUUUUCACAAUAUGCUUUAGUGUGAAAUUUUGUAUAAUUUUUACCUAGAAACUUUAUUGAAGAAAUGCUUGGCUGACAUCGAUUCCUUCUAAUUUUUGCUACUUUAAAAGUGGCGAGGCUAGUUCUAUUAUGGGCAGAACAACACCAUAAAUGCAUAGACAACUUGUAUAUAAGCUAAAACAUUUUAGGAAUAUGGUUUAGAGCAAAUUAUUAUAAAUUAGAGUGAUUGAUUUGUAAAAAUGUAAUUUUUGUAUGAUAUUAUUUGUACGAUACAUUGGAGACAGUUUUCAAA